UAGGAAUCUUGAGGUGGAGAAGCUCCAUUGUCUAGUUUACAGGAAGAAGAGAUUCUCUUAUUGUAUCGUCCCUCGGAUUACUUCAAAGGACUCCUGUUGGAGGGGUCCUGGAAGCUAGCACAUAUGCAAGGAGCUCCAAAGAUGGUAGAACAGUUGGGAGCCGAUGGGAAGACCCAGGGGUUCACGGAAAUCAAAGUUGUUGUUGUAGGAGAUGGGGGCUGUGGAAAGACAUCGCUGCUCAUGGUGUUUGCAAAAGGAGAGUUCCCCAAGGUCUACAUCCCAACAGUGUUUGAGAAGUUCUCUGCCCCCUUUCACUUCAGUGGCAAGCAAGUGCUUAUCAGUCUCUGGGAUACAGCAGGACAGGAAGAUUAUGACAGACUCCGCCCCCUCUCCUAUAGUGGGGCUCAUGCAAUUAUCAUGUGCUAUGAUGUCACCAACCUGACCAGCUUUGACAACAUUCUCACAAAGUGGUAUCCUGAAGUGAUGCAUUUCUGCAGGGGAAUUCCAAUUCUGCUUGUUGGGUGCAAGACAGACCUGAGAAAAGACAAAGUUCUGCUAAGGAGGUUACACCAGGACCAACAGGAGCCUAUCACCUACCAAAAGGGAGAGAGCUUGGCUCGGAGACUCCAUGCAGUUUCCUACCUUGAGUGCUCAGCCCAUUUCCAAGAGAAUAUAACUAACAUCUUUACAGAGGUCUCCAAAACAGCCUUGAGUAUCAUGAAGAAGAACCAGCGCAGGACCAAACAAAAAAGAUCUUGUCUGGUUUCCUAA
Eublepharis macularius is the source of this 771-nucleotide messenger RNA. RefSeq names its product ras homolog family member D (gene RHOD). Lineage: Eukaryota; Metazoa; Chordata; Lepidosauria; Squamata; Eublepharidae. Bases 124 to 771 code for a protein of 215 amino acids. The transcript is spliced from 5 exons. The record is from RefSeq and is a predicted model, not a curated record. Gene Ontology annotation, biological process: small GTPase-mediated signal transduction; cell migration. Gene Ontology annotation, molecular function: GTP binding; GTPase activity.